This is a messenger RNA of Nematocida minor, 2181 nucleotides long. RefSeq lists its product as uncharacterized. NCBI's taxonomy places the organism in Eukaryota, Fungi, Microsporidia. The transcript has a single exon. The coding region runs from base 1 to 2181 and encodes 726 amino acids. The record is from RefSeq and is a predicted model, not a curated record.
AUGGGUGGAGUGAAUAGGACAGCAUUGGCCAAUUCCAUUGGCAGAAUUUUUCAUAGUUCCAAGCACAUUAAAAAGGCAGUAUUUGCAAGCAUCUUAUACUUUGCUUGUGUUGUAUCAGUAAAGCCUACAGAUGGACUGAGGGAUUUGCCACUAGAAGACGGGCUCACAUUGCAGAGAACCAUCGAUGUUUUGAGACACGGGAAUGCAGAUAUUGACCCAUGUGAAGUAGAGUUUAAUCUAACUAAAACCGGAGAAAUGCAGAUGGUGGGCCUAGAGUCUGUGCACAUUUGCAUAGAUAUACCCAAGUAUUUGGAGAUAAAAGAUAAGGUGCAUGGAUUUGAUGAUUCUAUACUGUAUGAAACCGUGUCAAUUGUUGGCGGCCAGUCUGUCAAAGAGGGCAAAGAUGAGGAGGCGCAGAGCGCGCUCUGUUUGCAGUUUAUAGACGCCUUCAAAGGAAUAAAAACAGAUGAGCUGCACAUCAGCAAUUUUUCUUUGGCAUCCAAAGAGAAAGAACUAGCGCCUACUGAUCAGCACAGAAAGGCAUCUCCAAAAUACACAGUUGAAAUCGAGAAAAUUGUGUUUAAAAAUGUCAACCAGCAGCUGGCCAUUGACAUCUUGAGAAAGUACGUGUUCAAAUGCCCUGUGACCAUAGUUUUCAAAGAGAUGGACGAUAUUACAUGGGAGACUCUGAUAAAGAUUCCAAAGAGCGCAAAUUACAGGAGAAUAGAGGUGGAGAAGAUAAAAAACCUGGCCCAGCUAAACGAGAAGAAGCUGUACUCUCUGAGCAGAAUAAUUCCUUUUUUGAAAAUCACAGCAGGCAGCGGCAAGGACAGCAUUAUGACUCUGGGCGCUGUUGGCGAAAUUCUUUUCAAGUAUUUCCUAGACACAAGAAGAACCACAGUGAGCAUGUAUAAAAUAUUCCUCAACUUCAAGAUGCUUGCAACAACCCUGGAAAGCGACAAAAGCAUAGUGCUUGUGGCAGAGAACAUCAAAGACUUUGACGUGAAAGACAGAGAAAGCGAUGAAGAUCCGUUCCAUUCUGAAGCAGAAAACUGUCUCCUAGACAGUUUCUCAUCUCCUCUCAAAAAAAGCGUACAAGAUACGCAUUCUCAGUUUUUCUUCUUUUCCAACCAGUACGAGUUUGAGAUUAAGAUUGAAUUCAAGAACCCGCAAGCACUCACCCUGCUGCAACUGAAGAAAGUACUCUAUUGGAUGACGCAGACCUGCAGGAAGGUCACCAAGCUAACAAUUUCAAAUCUGGUAAUGUCUGCGGACAUGCUGCAGCUUUUCAGCUCAAUAAGAGUAUCAGUGGAAGAUUUGCUGUACCUGAAAUAUCUGUACUUAGAAAAGAUCAAUGGGCUGGAAACUAAGCUCAUGCUGAAGAACACAGACUAUACUUUAAACAGCUCGACAUUGGAGAAAAUACACUUUGAUCCGCACUCGCUCUAUCCCACAUGUCUUCCCAUGCACAUGUAUAUUAAAAAUAGCAUAUCCAAAAAAGUAAAUGCCGAUUCUAGCAAUGUGCCUGAUCUUUCAGUUUUGUAUCCCGGAGUCUCCGUUGAUGACGAGCUGGUGGCCUGCAUGGUGUGUCCCCUGAAUGUAUUCAGAUACCAAGAUGGAAAAAAAGGGUUUGAAACGACAGAAAGUGCUAUUUCUCUGCAGGAAAUCGAGAACAUGACCUGGGAGGAGUUUUGCGAGUGCAAAAACAAGAACCAUAUUGAAAAACAUCUGAUGUAUGCGGACAUAAAAGACAUUGAUAAGAUAACAAAAGAAAACUUCUGCAACGCAGUCAGCUACUUUUCCCGAAUUCCCUUGGUUAUCUUUCCUGUCUGCAAACACACAAUGUGUGUGAGGUGCUUGAACGGCGGAAAGGAGCAUCUAAAAAGGGAGAUAGAAGCUGAGCUGGAGAUGCAGAACUUCACAAACAUAGAGUGUCCAAUGUGCCGGCAGAUAAAUAUGUUUGAUAGCAGCAUUCAAUACCCCGUCUAUGUUACAAAGAGAAGCCCUGCAGACGAUGACUGGAUAUACAGUGCAAGUAGAACCCACUCAGAACCUGAAAAUAACGGUGCUACAACAGAUGAAAUUAUGUUCUUCAGGUGCAGCGGAUUUAAGCCCAAAGAAUACUACAUGGAGCGCAUUCCAUACUUGGCCAAGCAAGAUUUGUUUUUGAGAAAAAAAUAG